UCGCCACCGCCGCCGCUCCCGGAGCCUCGCCUGCGCGGACCAGAAGGCGGAGACGCGCCCCCGGGGCGAAGCAGCAAGCGAGCCGGAGAGACGAGCGGGCGCCCCGCCGCCUCCCCCCUCCUCGCCUGCCGGUCCCUCCUCCCGGUCCCUCCCGCCGCUGCCUUCGCCUUUGCCUAAAUAAGGGCGCUCCUGCUGCGGCUGCUGCUGCCUCCGCCGCCGCCGCCGAGCCAAGCCGGGCCCGUCCCGUCCAGCAGGAGAGGCGCGCGGGGCGCCGGGCCGGCCGGACGCCGGCUUCCCGGGCCAGCCGCUGUCGGGGUGCCCCCAUGGGGCUGGGCGCCGCCCGGAGACGCCUCCUGCCCGACGCCUCCGCCGCGUAAGCCGGAGGGCAAAGGGCUGCUCUGCCCCGCCACCUGCGGGAGAGAGGCGCCCGGCCGCGCCGACGACGCCCCGGAGCCGGAUUGCGCGUCGCCAGGGCCCCCUUCGCCCCAGCACUUCGCCCAUUCGACCCCUGGGAGCGGCUUGACGGGCCCCAGCGCUGGGCCGCCCCUCGCACUCCGCGGACGGCCCCGGCUGCGUGUGGGGCGGGGGAGGCCGGGCCCCCCCAUGGGCUGACAGCAUGCCUGUCCGGCGCGGGCACGUGGCCCCCCAGAACACCUUCCUCGACACCAUCAUCCGCAAGUUCGAGGGGCAGAGCCGCAAGUUCAUCAUCGCCAAUGCCCGGGUGGAGAAUUGCGCCAUCAUCUACUGCAACGAUGGCUUCUGCGACCUUUGCGGCUACACUCGCGCCGAGGUCAUGCAGAAGCCUUGCACCUGCGACUUCCUCUAUGGGCCGCGCACGCAGAAGACCUCAGUGGCGCAGAUGGCGCAGGCCCUCCUGGGCUCCGAAGAGCGCAAGGUGGAGAUCUGCUUCUACCGGAAAGACGGGAGCUGCUUCCUGUGCCUGGUGGACGUGGUGCCAGUCAAGAACGAGGAUGGCUCCGUCAUCAUGUUCAUCCUCAACUUUGAGGUGGUGAUGGAGAGGGACCUUUUGACCAGCCCUGUCAAGAACACCAACCACUGGGUCUCCCCAGCCGCCUGGCUGCCCACAGGUCGGGGCAAGUCCUUCCGCCUGAAGCUUCCGGCGCUGCUGGCUCUGGCGGGCAGCAAGCAGUCUCUCCCGCAGGAUGACCCGGACGAGGCGGUGGUGGUGGUGGACUUCUGCAAGCAGAGCAGCGAGUCGGUGGCGCUGGACGAGGUCACCUCCUCGCUGGACAACAACUGCCUGGGGUGCGGGGAGCCGGAGGACAGGCAGGCACUGAUGGAGCGUGAAGGGGGUGGGGCCUCAGAGCCACCCGUCACCCACUCCUCCCCCCGGGCCGAGAAGACCCGCCUCAACCUGGACGCCUCCUUCUCCAACUGCAGCCUGACUCGCACCCGCUCCCGGGAGAGCUUCUACAGUGUGCGCCGAGCCUCCUCUGUGGACGACAUUGAGGCCAUGAAGGGCGAGGGAGAGAAGGGACGGGGGCACAGCCGCCAUGCCAGCACAGCAGGCGCGAUGAACAACGUCCGCAGCCACCUGUUGAACUCCACCUCCGACUCGGACCUGAUCCGCUACCGGGCCAUCAGCAAGAUCCCCCAGAUCACCCUCAACUUUGUGGACUUCAAGGCGGAGGCCUUCCUGACGUCGCCCUCCAACGAGAAGGAGAUCAUCGCCUCCAGCAAGCUCAAGGACCGCACCCACAACGUUACGGAGAAGGUCACCCAGGUCCUGUCUCUGGGCGCUGACGUCCUCCCGGAGUACAAGCUUCAGGCCCCCCGCAUCCACAAGUGGACCAUCCUCCACUACAGCCCCUUCAAGGCGGUCUGGGAUUGGCUGAUCCUGCUGCUGGUCAUCUACACGGCCAUCUUCACGCCCUACUCGGCCGCCUUCCUGCUGCACGACCGCGAGGAGCAGGCGUCCCGCUUCUGCGGCUACUCCUGCAGCCCCCUCAACGUGGUCGACCUCAUCGUGGACAUCAUGUUCAUCAUCGACAUCCUCAUCAACUUCCGCACCACCUACGUCAACUGCAACGAGGAGGUGGUCAGCCACCCGGCCAAGAUCGCCAUCCACUACUUCAAGGGCUGGUUCCUCAUCGACAUGGUGGCCGCCAUCCCCUUCGACCUGCUCAUCUUUGGCUCCGGCUCCGAGGAGACCACCACCCUGAUCGGGCUGCUGAAGACGGCGCGCCUGCUGCGCCUGGUGCGAGUGGCGCGCAAGCUGGACCGCUACUCGGAGUAUGGGGCAGCCGUCCUCUUCCUGCUGAUGUGCACCUUUGCCCUCAUUGCGCACUGGCUGGCCUGCAUCUGGUACGCCAUCGGCAACAUGGAAGACGAUACCAUCGGCUGGCUGAGCUCGCUGGGCAGCCAGAUCGGGAAGCCCUUCAAUAAGACCACCCACCACAUGGGACCCACCAUCCAGGACAAGUACAUCACCGCCCUCUACUUCACCUUCAGCAGCCUCACCAGCGUGGGCUUUGGGAAUGUCUCCCCCAACACCAACCCCGAGAAGGUCUUCUCCAUCUGCGUCAUGCUCAUUGGAUCCCUGAUGUACGCCAGCAUCUUUGGGAACGUGUCGGCCAUCAUCCAGCGCCUCUACUCGGGAACGGCCCGCUACCACACCCAGAUGCUCCGGGUGCGAGAGUUCAUCCGCUUCCACCAGAUUCCCAACCCCCUUCGCCAGCGCCUGGAGGAAUACUUCCAGCACGCCUGGUCCUACACCAACGGCAUCGACAUGAACGCGGUGCUGAAAGGAUUCCCCGAGUGCCUGCAGGCCGACAUCUGCCUGCACCUGAACCGCAGCCUCCUGCAGAACUGCCGGCCCUUCAAGGGAGCCACCAAGGGGUGCUUGCGGGCGCUGGCCAUGAAGUUCAAGACCACCCACGCCCCCCCGGGAGACACGCUGGUCCACGCCGGGGACGUCCUCACCGCCCUCUACUUCAUCUCCCGAGGCUCCAUCGAGAUCCUGCGGGGAGACGUGGUCGUGGCCAUCCUAGGGAAGAACGACAUCUUUGGGGAGCCCCUCAACCUGUAUGCCCGGCCCGGCAAGUCCAACGCAGACGUACGCGCCCUGACCUACUGCGACCUGCACAAGAUUCACCGCGAGGACCUCCUGGAAGUGCUGGACAUGUACCCUGAGUUCUCUGACCACUUCUGGUCCAACCUGGAGAUCACCUUCAACCUGCGCGACACCAACAUGAUCCCGGGGUCGCCCGGCAGCGACGAGAUGAACGGCGGCUUCAACCGCCUGCGCCGCCGCAAGCUCUCCUUCCGCCGCCGCACCGAGAAAGAUGAGGAGAUUCCGGGGGAAGGAAAUGCCCAGCCAAAAGGGUUCCACGUCGGCCAGAACUGCCAAGCUCCAGGGGCUCCCUGCGGACCCCCUAAAUGGGACCCCUGCCUCAGCAGCUCGGUGGCGUCCAGCCCGCCCUCCAGUGACGAGGAGGAGACCCCCGUCCCCGUCUCCAGCGCCCCAGAGCUGUCGCCUUUCCACUCCAUAGACCCCGCCGGCCAGCCCCCCUCCCCUGCAGCCGCGGAUCCCAAACGCAGGGACGUCUGCAACCCACUCUCAGGGGCCUUUUCAGGCGUGUCCAACAUCUUCAGCUUCUGGGGGGAGAGCCGUGAACACCACUACCAAGAGCUGCCCCGCUGCCCUGCGCCCGCCCACACCGCCCUCAACAUCCCACUGGGCAGCACUGUCCCCCUUGGCCGGAGGCAGCGCUGUGAGCUGGAAGCACGCUUGGACCUGCUCCAGAAGCAGAUCAACAGGCUGGAGAGCCGCCUAACCGCGGACGUGUCGGCCAUCCUGCAGCUUCUCCAGCGCCAGGCCGUGUUGGUGCCUCCUGCCUACAGCGCCGUCUCCUCUCCGCUUCCUCCAGCGGCCCCGGGCCCCGGGCCGGCCCCAGGGGAGCCCCCCCUGUCCAUCAGCCCCACCCGGCCUCAGGCGCUCCACACCCCAGCUCAGGUUUCCCCUUUCCCGGGACCCUGCAUGGACUCGGCCCACCCCCAGGACGUGCUGCUGCUGGUGGACCCGCUGCCCCCCACCCCCCCUCGGCGCCUUUCGCUCCCGGGGCAGCUGCCCGCCCCCCCUCGGCCUCCAGCCCCUCCGGACCUCUCCACGGACUUGCACAGAUACUGCUCGGACCCCGGCAGUUAAUGGACUUUGCGGAGGCGGCCCCAGCGGAGGGCCUUUCUGGGAGUUGGAAGCGGCCCCCACCCACCCGUAGUGGUCGGAGAGUGGGGCGCACCAUGAGCCCCAAGGAUGGUGGUGAUUGGCUGCCCAGGGGGCGUGGCCAGAGCAGGGGCAGCCCCCCCCCACCCGCUGUGAUGUUAGCUGGCCUAACAGGGGUGGGCCAGUCGCCGUGGUGACCGCCAGACGAUUGGCUGGUGCGGACGGCAGCGAGCGGACUGAUUGCUUGCAGGAAUAGCGGUUGUGAUAAUGACUAAUAAUAACUGUUAUUAAUAAUAAUACUGAUAAGGGUUAGAAUCCCCUCCCUUGUGAUCCCCAAACAUAUCAGACCAGUAGGAUAUGCAGAGCCACCCGUGGGUCCAAGAAGGGGCGGGGCCAGAGGGGAAAGGGAGGAAGCGGGGGGGAAGGGGGAGACACCCAAGGGAUCCGGGGAGAAGGCGGGGCUGCAUUGGGGUGCAAGAAGAGGCAGGCUCCCCCUGUUUGGCCCAGGUGGGUCCUUCUGGGGUCUCUCUUAGCUUAGAAUCACAGAAUGGCAGGGUCAGAAGGGAUCCCCAAAGGUCAUCUAGUCAGUGCUGUCAACCUUCCCUUUUAUUGGCGGGAAAUUCCCUUAUUCCAGCCCUUAUUUUCAAAUCCAAAGGGUUGACAGCUAUGCAUCUGGUCCGACCCCUUGCAAUAAUGGGGAGGGGGUCUGCCCCACGCCCAGCCCCCAUCUGCCUCUCUGGGUGCCCACUCAGAGCCAUUGACCCUUGGUGUGUGUGUGGGAAGGGGGGACACCUAGAGCCAGAGUGACCCCCAACAGGAGUCAAAGGAAAGUGAGUGGUCCUCCCCCCAUGUGGGUCCCCCACAGGCACCCCACCUUGAGCCCUUGCCAGAGGUUUGAUCCCCGCAGGUGAAGCUUAAGCUGUGGGGCAGCCCCUCUCCAAAGGCAAGUGGGGGCUUGUGCACAAUUCCCGGGUUUGGUUGUCUGAAAGGGCUUCUUCCCCCCCCCCAGCUGACUUCGUCUCCCUCCCCUCUGUGGGGAAACUUCCUGAUCUUCCUAUCCUUUCACUUCGCUGCAAAUAGGGAGCAGGGCAGCCUCUCAAGCCAUCUGAGUGACCCCUACCUCUCUCUCUCUGCCCCCCCCAAUAAGACCCACAGCCCCCUGGAAGUCGGAGUCGGGGCAAGGGGGUUGUGCUGGCUGCAUCUCCCGCCCCACUCCGAGGGGGGGGAAGGAGGAGUUAAACUCUUCCCCGCAAACAAGACACUUUCUUACAAAGUGGGGGCAAAGGCAUUUCUUGAUCAAUCGG
Zootoca vivipara (common lizard) is the source of this 5487-nucleotide messenger RNA. Lineage: Eukaryota; Metazoa; Chordata; Lepidosauria; Squamata; Lacertidae. The record is from RefSeq and is a predicted model, not a curated record.